This is a messenger RNA of Selaginella moellendorffii, 276 nucleotides long. Its product is annotated as two-on-two hemoglobin-3-like. Lineage: Eukaryota; Viridiplantae; Streptophyta; Lycopodiopsida; Selaginellales; Selaginellaceae. The transcript is spliced from 3 exons. Bases 1 to 276 code for a protein of 91 amino acids. Gene Ontology annotation, biological process: oxygen transport. The record is from RefSeq and is a predicted model, not a curated record. Gene Ontology annotation, molecular function: oxygen binding; heme binding; oxygen carrier activity.
AUGCAGUCGCUCCAAGACCGAGCGUCGGCGUUGAAUGGAGUGAGUCAAGACGAUGAUGCAUUCGAGAUUGAUGAGAUCAAUCUCGACAAGAAGCUGGGACACGAGACCUUUGUCAAGCUCUCCACGAAUUUUUACAGCAGGGUCUAUGCCCAUGAUAUCCAGAGAAUGGGAGGCCCUCCAUUAUAUUCUCGCCGCAAAGGACAUCCUGCUUUGAUCGGCCGCCAUGGACUGUAUCCAGUGACCGAGCGAGAGCGGAAAGAUGGAUCAAGCAUAUGA